This is a messenger RNA of Funneliformis geosporum, 423 nucleotides long. The record is from the annotation of a GenBank genome assembly. NCBI's taxonomy places the organism in Eukaryota, Fungi, Glomeromycota, Glomeromycetes, Glomerales, Glomeraceae.
AUGUGUUAUGGGAUUAUUCCUUAUAUUGCGCCUGAGAUUUUUCAAAAGCAAAACUUUUGCGAAACGUUGAUUAAUGAUUCAAAUAUUGAAUGUAGAAGUCAUACUAAAGCUUCAGACAUAUAUAGCUUUGGUAUAAUUAUGUGGGAGUUAAUGGCAGGUAGAAGACCAUUUUGGGAUCAAAAUUAUGAUACAGAUCUCAUCAUUAAAAUUUGUGAUGGCAUUCGUCCUCCAAUCGUUACAAAUGCACCCGAAGGAUUUAUUAAUAUAAUGCAAGAAUGUUGGAAUGCUAAUCCGAAUAAAAGACCAACAGCUAGUAAAAGAAAAUAUAGAGAAAAUUUUAUUGAUGAUGAUAAAAAUAAUAAAAAAAUCAAACCUAAUGAGAGCCAUAGUUAUUUAUCUAACGCAUUAGAAUUUGAUAUUUGA